AUGCCCGAUACCUUAGCAGCUGAAUUAAAAACGGAGACCGGUGCUUCUAGCGUCCCAGUGGACGACGAGACCCAGGAUGACAGUAUUGCGAAGGAAAGUGGUGGGACAUGGCAGGACAAAAAGGACAUGUGGCGGGCCGGAGUACACCAGGAGCUCAAUCGGAACUUCCGAUUCUUUACCAUCUUAGGGUUCGCGACAGUCCUCAUGGCCACCUGGGAGUCAGUGAUGUUUGGGAGUUCCGUUGGCUUGACCAAUGGCGGAAUUGGUGGGAUGGUGUACAGCUAUAUUGCCGGGAUUAUUGGCUUUACGUUUGUGAUCUUGUCCAUGGCCGAGAUGGCCUCCAUGGCUCCAAUCUCGGGAGGACAAUACCAUUGGAUUUCUGAGUUUGCUCCCAAUGAAUACCAGCAACUCCUUAGCUAUGUUAGCGGCUGGGUUUGUGUGCUGGGUUGGCAUACAGGCAUUGCGGGAUCUGCUUAUACCGUCGCCAACAUGAUUAUUGGGAUCAUUGAAAUAAAUCACCCUGAUACAUAUAUAGCACAACCAUGGCAUGGGACGCUCCUCGUCAUAGCGGUUGCCUUCAUUGCGAUGAUCUUCAAUACCGUGCUUGCCCCCAGGCUACCUUUGAUUGAGGGUACCAUGCUAGUUUUUUAUGUUUUGGGUUUCUUCGGGAUCCUAAUUCCCUUGUGGGUGAAGGGUGAGAAGAAUUCAGCAUCUAAGGUGUUUAGCACCAUAGAAGACAACGGUGGAUGGGGGAGUAGGGCCGGGGCAUGCAUCCUCGGCCUGGUUGGAUCGGACUACAUUAACACGAAGCCCGCAGCCGAGGAGAUUAAAGAUUCCUCGCGAACAUUGCCAGUAGCAAUGCUAGGAACGUUGGCCCUAAAUGGCAUAGUCGGCUUUAUCAUGCUCAUCACAUACGUGUUUUGUAUCCCGAGCGCGCAGGAAGCUCUUAAGCACAGUCAUGGCUUUCCAUUCAUCUAUGUGUUCCUGCAAACCACUGGCUCUGUUGGCGGUACCACUGGCAUGACAGUAAUCAUCAUGCUUCUCCAGGCCUGCAGUGCUGUCAGCAAUGUGGCUUCAACGUCACGGCAGCUUUAUGCGUUUGCUCGUGACGGUGGAGUCCCAUUUCCACACUUCUUCUCAAAGGUAUUUCCUGUUCAUGCUUCUCCCGGAAACAAGAGCUUACUUGCCAAUAGGUCAACCGCCGCUUUGUUGUCCCAUUGA
Molecule: messenger RNA, 1221 nt
Organism: Coccidioides posadasii C735 delta SOWgp
Lineage: Eukaryota; Fungi; Ascomycota; Eurotiomycetes; Onygenales; Onygenaceae
Source: RefSeq, a predicted model, not a curated record